Messenger RNA from Trypanosoma grayi, 2241 nucleotides. RefSeq names its product receptor-type adenylate cyclase. The annotation marks the transcript as partial. The transcript has a single exon. Lineage: Eukaryota; Euglenozoa; Kinetoplastea; Trypanosomatida; Trypanosomatidae. The record is from RefSeq and is a predicted model, not a curated record.
UUUACUUCGUGCGGACGAGUCCUGCCGCUGAGGUGCUGGGCCUCCUCCGUCACGCUGUCUCUUUUCUACUUGUGCGGCGGUUGGGGUUCAUGUACCUGCAGGGUCUUUCCUUCGGUGAUAAGGAAUAUCAAAUCGCCCAGCAGACAAUGUCCAAAAUGGGAGAAGAGUUCAGCGGCGUGUUCACUCUGAAUGGAUCCUACACUGGGUCCGCUGAUGAUGCUGUGUUCAACGCCGAGUGGGAGAAGUUCGCUGCCACCCGCCCGCAGGCUGUGAUUGUGUUUGGUGCACGUGUGAACGACACCGUGAAGUUCAUCAAAAGGAUGAUAACGAAUACUAGCACCGCUGAUGCCUACCUGCUUGGGCCGUUUGCACUACAGGACAUUCUAUUGAGUACGUGGCGUGAGGCAGUUGCCGGCGGAGCUAAGUUUGUGAAUGGCCGACUGAUCACGACAGGAACCAACCCACUUGCGAAGGACACCAGGUACAAUGCAAUCAAGCGGUUUAAGAAUGAGAUGAAGAAAUAUCUGUCGACCCACCCGGGCGAUUACCCUAGCACGGAUUACUUCCUCAAGAACGAAACGGUUGGCGAGUUGAUGGUCACUGGGUGGAUUGCUGGUGAGGUGCUCAAUCAGGCUGUUAGCGUCCCUGAGGUGCUUAAAAACAACACGAAGUUUAAGGAGUCUCUCUUCGACCAGCGCCGGUAUAAGAUCGAUGAUCUUGUAAUUGGUGACUUCGGUGGUGAUUGCAGCGAUAUUGCCGAUUUACACGGUGCCAUCUGUCGCUGCAACCAAGGUGGGCGAACGGUCUUUGUUAAGCACUUUGUCGAGAACUUCGUUGUAUGGAGGAUUGUAGAAGCCACACUACUGUUGGAUAAAACACGGUGUUACGCUGACAAUUUUGUGCUGUUGUCUCCCUUCGGUAUGCUUACGAUGGUUAUGACUGACCGGCAGGAUGCUGUGACGGCAAUGGAGGACAUAAAGCUGGGUACCACAGCCGCAGUUGGCCGUCAGCAAGCAGCCGAAGGUGUUCGUUUUUUUGCUAUGAGAACGAUAAAUACCACAGUGGUGAAUGCCAGUGAUGCCCUGACCAAAGAGAGCGAAAUGCGAUUUAUUGACUGUGUGGUUGGAGCCCUCCCAGAAUAUCUGCUGAACACAGAAGGUGCCACAUUCAUUGACCCGGUGCCUCUCCAGUCGCAUGUCAGUGAGUUUCGCCGGCACGUGAUUUACCUGUCACCGACGCUGGAGCAGGAGUUCUUUGUGGUUGCGCAGUACCUCGGCAGCACGACCGGCGCCAACGCCCACGCUGUGAUCCGCAGCGACGGGGCUGCUGCUGUUGUGGAUGUGUGGAACAUGUCUCUUGUUACGUUUGGUGGGUCGCUGCUGUCGUCCGCGCUGCUUGGAGGCGGUGACGCGCUGGAGAGCCACCUGCCGCGGAAGGGAGUUGUGUUCGUCGUGGGCCUCGCUGCUGCCGAUGUCGCUGUGGUCGCGGGUCACCUGGCGAAGCACAGCGGUGUGCGUGUGUUUGUGCUGUUCACGGAGUUCUCGUUGCUGUACGGUGAGUUUGUUGCUGCGUUCAAUGGGAGUGCGGCUGCUGAGCGCCUUGUGUUCGCGACGAGCCUGCCGCACUGGGCAAAGGAGUACACGAGGUCUCCGUCGGUGCAGAAGUUCCACGCUGCUGUGGAGGACAAGACGAAGUGGACUCCGCUGGCGCUGAGGAGCUUUGCCAACACACUGCUGUUGAAAACUAUUCUCUCUCGGAUGGAUCAGAUAAGUGCAGAACUUUUGGCCGACUUCAUUUACACCAAUGUUGCUAUCCGGGUGGAUGACAUGCUGUACGGGACCUUUGAUGAUACCACGGAUUGCGCCUUGCAGGGUGUGGAGGGUGAAGGCGGCUGUGCUAUGAACUACGGAGCGACGCGUAUUUCUGUGUGGUCGAUGGCCCGCGUGUUCGACCCCGCGGUGCCUGAGCUGUUCCCCCCUGUGACACCGUCAAUGGUGUACACAAAGCCGGAUACCGACAGUGUGGUCACGGCGUUCCAUCACUAUGCAAUUAUUUUUGGUUCUAUCCUUGGAGGAUUGGUGAUGCUUGCGGUGGCUCUGAGCCUGCUGUUCUGCUGCGGCCGUAAAUCCCGUGACAACAACAACGCCCCGAAGGAGCCCACAGACCCCGUGACGCUUGUGUUCACUGACAUCGAGAGCAGCACUGCGCUGUGGGCUGCGUGCCCCGAGAUCAUGCCUGACG